GAUAUAUGCCCAGAAGUGGGAUUGCUGGAUCUUUCAGUGGGAUUGCUUCAUCAUUUUAAAGAUGGGGAAACAGAGGCCCAGAGGAGGGAAGAAACAAACCCAGGGAACGAGAUUGAGGCACUGUGCUGGCAGGAGCAGGAAGACCUGCUGUCAGAGUCCGGGACGUGCACUGGGGCGAAGUGAGUUAGCCCACCACGCUGACCGUAAGCCCUGAGGCUUUGCCUCUUGCUGGCGCCAGGAUCUCUGCAGCUUGUGGCCAAGAGCGUAGAUGCUGGAGUCAGACUUUCUGGACCUGUAAUCACUGUAGGCCUCAAUUUUCUCAUCCGUAAAACAGGAACUUCUGACACACGCUACAACUAGGAUGAGCCUUGAAGACUUUAUGCUCAGUGAGAUGAGCUUGGGCCUGGGGGCCCCCUGAGCCCCCACCCCCCGCCUCCCCCAGGGGGACCAUGCGGAGCCCCCACCCAGCCCGCAGACCCGCCGGGCGUCCGUGAUUGCACCCAAGUGCGCGGCCCCAGCGCCAAUGGGGAGCUACCAGGGGGACGGGCCGCACUGCUGCUCCUCAGACCCAGCGCUGGGCUUGCUAUGUUCCGUAUCCCUUGCUUUGCGAGGCUGGUCCACCCCCGCCAUGGGCCUGGAGCUCUACCUGGACCUGCUGUCCCAACCCUGCCGCGCCGUCUACAUCUUCGCCAAGAAGAACGGCAUCCCCUUCGAGCUGUGCUCCGUGGACCUGCGCAAAGUGUGGCCAUCCUGCUCUACCUGGCCCGCAAGUAUAAGGUCCCUGACCACUAGUACCCCCAGGACCACACAAGCCUGUGCCCAUGUGGAUGAGUACCUGGCCUGGCAGCACACAACCCUGCAGAGAAACUGCCUCCGGCUCCUGUGGCAUAAGGUGAUGCUCCCUGUUUACCUGGGUGAGCCGGUCUCUCCCGAGAUGCUGACAGCCAUGCUGGCAGAGUUGGACAUGACCCUGCAGGUGUUUGAGGACAAGUUCCUCCAGAACAAGGCCUUUCUCGCUGGGCCCCACAUCUCUCUGGCUGACCUGUUAGCCAUCACGGAGCUCAUGCAUCCUGUGGGUGCCGGCUGCCAAGUCUUUGAAGGCCGACCCAAGCUGGCUGCGUGGCACCAGCGCGUGGAGGCGGCAGUGGGGGAGGUCCUCUUCCAGGAGGCCCAUGAGGUCAUCCUGAAGGCCAAGGACUCCCAGCCUGCAGACCCCACCAUUAAGCGGAAGUUGAUGUCUAGGGUUCUGUCCAUGAUCCAGUGAGCCAGGAAGCCUCUGCUCUGCCCUUGGCAGUUCACAAAGCACCUUCCUUUCCAUGUCCCAUGGGAGGCAGACCCAGAGAGCAGGCGUGACUUGCCUGAGUCCCACUGCCCCUCUGCUCCCUGGGCCAGGUCCCCACUCAUCUUCCACAGCUGCCUAAAAGCCACGAUGAGAAUGGCAUACCCAGACCUUGUCUCCUUUAAUCACUGCAUCUUCUUUUCAGUUUGGGAAAUAAACCUGGGCUCAGCCUGAGCCUCUGCUU
Molecule: messenger RNA, 1523 nt
Organism: Balaenoptera musculus (blue whale)
Lineage: Eukaryota; Metazoa; Chordata; Mammalia; Artiodactyla; Balaenopteridae
Product: glutathione S-transferase theta-1-like
Exons: 4
Coding region: 524-1264 (246 amino acids)
Biological process (GO): glutathione metabolic process
Cellular component (GO): cytoplasm
Molecular function (GO): glutathione transferase activity
Source: RefSeq, a predicted model, not a curated record